CUUUCCCCCCCCCAUUUCAUCCACCCAACCCAGCUUUCUAAAUAAGAAUAAAAAAAGAAUUGAGAAUUGAAAAUGACAGACACAAACCAUCCCACGCAUCUCUCGCCCAGCGAACUCGGCACGAAGGAUUACUGGGACACAUUCUACGCGCGCACCCUCGCACACCUCUCUCAGAAACAGACCCCUACGGAUGCCAACGAAGCUCAUCAGACGCAAGUGGAGGCUGAUGGAGAAGAAGAAGAAGAUGACCAAGAAGACGUGGACGACGACUCUGACCCCGGCACAUCCUGGUUCUCAGAGUACAACGCGCCGGACAAAGUUCUGCGGUUUUUGACGGGCGAGGAGUUCCCGCUUGCGCCUGUUAAUACGAGGACCUCUGGGACUACGGAGGGGGAAGGGAAAAGAGAACAGCCGAGUAUUCUCGACUUGGGAACCGGUAAUGGGAGCAUGCUUGCGCUACUGCGGAAACGGGGCCAUUUCCGCGGGGAGAUGGUGGGGGUGGAUUAUUCCCGCGCGAGUGUUGAGUUGGCGAGAAGGUUGCAGGUGCUGAGGGCGCAUGAGGCUUAUUUGAGCGAUUCUGAGGAUGAGGGGGAGGAUGGAGUUGAAGAGGAGGAGGGCAAAGAGAUCCGGUUCGAAGAGUGGGAUAUUCUGCGCGCAGAGGGAUGGGCGCUGGCUGAUGCGGAUAACGGCGGGGGGCGAUCUCGCGUGGAUUGGUUCCCUUACAGUCGGGGUGGAUUCGAUAUUGUGUUGGAUAAGGGGACGUUUGACGCGGUGUCGCUGUCGGAGGAGGUUGUGGAGGAUGCUGAGCGGAAGGAUGGGAGCGGGAAGACGAUCCAGCGACGCGUUUGCGAGACGUACCCCGGGAUUGCGCGACGGACGGUGCGCAAGGGGGGAUUCCUGGUGGUGACGAGUUGCAAUUGGACGGAGGAGGAGCUGGUGCAGUGGUUUACGAGGGAGACUGGGGAGGAGGAGGAUCGGUUGGUGGUUUGGGGACGCGUUGAGUAUCCAACGUUUCGGUUUGGGGGACGGGAGGGACAGGGGGUUGUGACGGUUUGUUUUCAGCGGGUUUGAUUUAUAGAUAGAUAAGAUUAAUGUGAUUUUGGCUGUUUGGGAACAAGGUGUCUGUCAAUCAUGUUGUGUGCUCGUGUGUCUGCCCCUCAAUGUGAGGGUGAUCAGCCUGCCGCGAAGCGAAUGCGUGAUGGAGGGGUUGAUCCAAUGGCUUUUUAUCCAUUAACUGUCAAGACGAG
Molecule: messenger RNA, 1247 nt
Organism: Aspergillus candidus
Lineage: Eukaryota; Fungi; Ascomycota; Eurotiomycetes; Eurotiales; Aspergillaceae
Product: putative S-adenosylmethionine-dependent methyltransferase
Exons: 2
Coding region: 73-1071 (332 amino acids)
Biological process (GO): peptidyl-lysine monomethylation; peptidyl-lysine dimethylation
Cellular component (GO): cytoplasm
Molecular function (GO): protein-lysine N-methyltransferase activity
Source: RefSeq, a predicted model, not a curated record